AUGCGUCUGUUUACGCCUUCCUGGGCGAGAAGGGUAUACAAACACACCUUUAUCUGUCGUCUAGCAUUGAUCGGCUCUGUUUGCCAGCUUCGGCCAGCUUUUUCCCUGUUUUCUGGCGCCCAUGCCCAUCACACUAGCACAGGUCCCAAAGCUGCACUUGACAAUCUUCCCAAAAGAGCUGGAGCCUCCAUGUUCGCCGACGUACAGCAAUUGUUUGAACGCCUACCCACGUCUGUAAAGUGGUCAGAAAGGGAACCGGGCCCGAAGUUCGGCGAUGACCUAGAUCCAUCUGAUCCUUUGAUGCCCUACUUGGAGAUAUUGUUGAUCGUCUCCCCUUACAAUGAAUGGGCCCUUCCGCCCCAUAACAAAAUCACAUCCCCUGCCGACCUAAAGUUGAUGACCAGCCUCGGUUCAGAUGAAGACGCAGGACGCCUCACUAUAGUAGAGAAGCCUGUGCAUGCAAUGAAGAUCAGGUUAUGGGAAGGAAUUGCCCCCAUUUCGGAACACCAAUGGCGACAAAAAAGGCUGGAUAAAGCGGAAAACUUCGACUAUGCGUGCCAAUAUAUCGAAACUGUCAUUUCCACGUUUGAUUAUCUCAAUGUACCUCUACAUGUUUCGCACAUGCGGGAAACCUUCAAUUAUAUGUAUGAGCACCUGUCAGAGUUUGACGAGGCGUUGAAUAACAUCCGUCGACGGGAUGGAAAGGAGCCAAAUGUUGACAUGGCCGGGUUGUGGGCAGAGUUUAUCCGUGCUAAAUACCAAGUCAUGACAGACCGUGCAUACAGCUGGACCAUAUCUCACAUCGAUGCCUUGCGAGAGCCUCUGCUAAAUGAAAUCAGAGCUUGGGGGGCUUUGUUAGACGACAAAAUAAACCCGGAGCAGUUGGCUCUAGUAGAGAAACUGCAUAAACUCUCUGGACUUGUUGCGGAGGCGGAAUAUACCAUCUAUCUGUCAACGGAUGGAUAUAAGGGGGGCUCUGACCUGUCACCAGAAGAAGAACCGAAUGACAGGCAGAGCCCUAUGUUGGAGAAACGGCGUACGGCAUAUGUUCAAUCGUUUGCAUAUUUCCAACACAUUGAAAAAUUAAAGGAGGAGAUAAUAGCAGACCUGCAACGGAGUCCCGAAGAAACACCAGCAACCGAAAACGGCUUACUCAAGACCAUUGAGACUCAAAUCCGGAUACAAAAAAAUAUUCAAGCUGGAAGGGAUCCGGUGCCAGAACCCAGUGCACCAGUAGCAUGGAUCUCUGAUAUCACAAGUCGUAUACGAGAUCUUAAGGAAUCGGGACAACCACCGAUGACAGAUAUCGGGUAUGCCAUUUACAGGCUCAGCUACGGUCGAAACGCAGACGAUAAAAGUGAAUGGGACGAGCUAAAGAAGAUCAUAGAGAAGGACCUAGCCUCUUGGGGUGACGGCAUCAAUGGUGUCGAGGACAUUAAGCCAUUCCUAAAAGUGAAAUGGUUUGAUGGGCGCGAGCUUGGGCUUGCGGAAGAUGAUAUCGAUGGUGCAAAGGGUCACUUCACCACGUACCUGGACACCCUAACCCCAUCAAAUGGUAUCUACCAAGACGCGAUCCUCAUCCUGGACUCCGCCAGCUUGGCAUCGUACUCCAAGCCCACCACCGACGAUAUCGAUGACAGUGAAGACCACCACCUCCUGGUCGUCGACCCCAAGUACGACCCGGAUGAAGGCAUCGAGCGGCCUGAAGAAUCCCCCGGAUAUGCCGGUUCCAUGCGCAUCCUGACACGACUAGUAUGGAGUGAGCUAUUCGCACUGACGUAUAAUAAUGUAAUGUGGUUGGAGGAUAUGUGGCCGUUGGCCAUGGGACAUCCGGAGCAGGUGUAUGUGGGGCAGACGGCCCCUGAAUUGCUGAGCCGAUGGGCGGAAGCCAGGAUAGCUGGCGAUAGCGCGUUGAAGGCGCGUUUUGAAACGGAGUGUAAGCAGAGAGGGGAAGAAGAGGUAGCUGCGUGGAACAAAAAGAGGAGAGAGAAGGAGUUGUGA
Messenger RNA from Histoplasma mississippiense, 2001 nucleotides. RefSeq lists its product with no specific name. The transcript has 3 exons. The coding region runs from base 1 to 2001 and encodes 666 amino acids. The record is from RefSeq and is a predicted model, not a curated record. NCBI's taxonomy places the organism in Eukaryota, Fungi, Ascomycota, Eurotiomycetes, Onygenales, Ajellomycetaceae.